AUGUAUGGUUAUUACGACAGUGAUGGGUGCUUGAUCAUACAGAGACGAACUGUUGGAAGAAACCAAACAUUCAACAGGACAUGGGGUGGCUAUGAAUAUGGGUUUAGACGGCUGAAAGACAAUGGGUGGCUAGGACUACGCUUUAUCAACUUGCUCACCCGUCACAGGCGCUACAAGAUCCAGUUCUAUGUAGAGUAUGACGACGUGGACAACAAAAGAAUGAAGUAUCAUAGCGGUAAACGGUUCGGCACGUGGGAUGAAGAUACUGACAGGAGCUCUAUGAACUGUGUCACGAGUUUCGGCGGAGGAUGGUGUGAAACUUUCAUGCGUGUUAUUUCUGAUGUGAUGCUUUUCACUCUGUCUCGAUAUCAUGUGUGCCAUUUCUGA
Molecule: messenger RNA, 387 nt
Organism: Gigantopelta aegis
Lineage: Eukaryota; Metazoa; Mollusca; Gastropoda; Neomphalida; Peltospiridae
Product: fibrinogen-like protein 1-like protein
Exons: 5
Coding region: 1-387 (128 amino acids)
Source: RefSeq, a predicted model, not a curated record